Metarhizium brunneum ARSEF 3297 is the source of this 840-nucleotide messenger RNA. RefSeq lists its product as uncharacterized. Lineage: Eukaryota; Fungi; Ascomycota; Sordariomycetes; Hypocreales; Clavicipitaceae. The record is from RefSeq and is a predicted model, not a curated record.
AUGCGGUUCUCUUCGCCCAUCAUCGGCCUCGCGUUGGCAGCUUCCCCCAUCGCCGGCCAGGAGGCAAAAACCGUCAAAGUAGAAGUCGGCGCAGACGGCAAACUCCUAUACAACCCGUCCAACUUUGAAGCCACCGUCGGCACCAAGAUCGAGUUUCACUACUUCCCCAAAAACCACACCGUCACUCAGUCGUCCUUCAAUGAUCCCUGCCACCCCCUCGAAGGAGGCUUCUUCUCCGGCUUCGUGCCUACUACCGAGUCUCCCUCCAAAACCACCUUCACCAUUGAGGUCAAGGACACGAAGCCCAUCUGGUUCUACUGUGGCCAGGCUAACCACUGCCAAAAGGGCAUGAUUGGCGCUGUCAAUGCCCCCCAGACGGGCAACACAUUUGAGGCUUUCUCUGCGCUUGCAGUGAAGGCUUCCAAUAGCACUUCUCCCCCUGGCGGCCCUGUCGGCGGCGUCUUGAGCAACGGCGGCUCCCAGUCUGAUUCAACCUCUGCUACCCAGACCACGGCUGUUACUACGAAGCCGUACACAUCCACCUGGACGAGCAACGGCCAGACAUUCACCACCACUGCGACGACUACCGUUUUCGCUGGCGGCCCGGCCCCUGAACAGACGACUUGGGCUUACACCACCAAGCCGUACACCUCUAUUUGGACGAGCAAUGGACAGACAUUCACCACCACUGCUACUACGACGCUAGUGACCACGGCUACUGUUGGAGCCGACUCGACUGCCACGACAUCGGCGAGCAGGGGCGCCGCCGCCGCCGCGACGGGUAGUUUCAAUAUUUGGCAUGCUGGAGCGCUGGUUGCCGGCGUUGCUGCGAUGAUGUAG